Onychostoma macrolepis is the source of this 1008-nucleotide messenger RNA. RefSeq names its product major histocompatibility complex class I-related gene protein-like. The transcript is spliced from 5 exons. NCBI's taxonomy places the organism in Eukaryota, Metazoa, Chordata, Actinopteri, Cypriniformes, Cyprinidae. Gene Ontology annotation, cellular component: external side of plasma membrane. The record is from RefSeq and is a predicted model, not a curated record. The coding region runs from base 1 to 1008 and encodes 335 amino acids. Gene Ontology annotation, biological process: immune response.
AUGUACAUUUUCAAAAAGUUCCACAGCUUCAUAACUGGAAUAAAUAGACAGACGAUUGAAGGAAUCCCAGAGUUUUCUGCCGUAACUACACUGGAUGGAGAACAGAUUGAUUAUUAUGACAGUGAGAUAAAGAAGCUGAUUCCCAAACAAGGGUGGAUGAAUGAGUUUACAUCUACAGACAGAUGGAAAGAAUACACUGAGAUCAGAGAACAAGUACAGCAGACCAACAAAAUCAACAUCACUGUUCUAAUGGAGCAAUUCAAUCACUCACAUGGUGUUCAUACGUAUCAGAGGAUGUAUGGAUGUGACUGGGAUGAUAAGACUAACAUCUCACAAGGGUUUGAUCAGCACGGUUAUGAUGGAGAGGAUUAUAUCUCACUUGAUGUGAAGAAGCUUAGAUACAUUACACCUGUACCGCAGGGAUUCAUAACAGCAGUCAAGUGGAAUAAUAACACAGCACAGCUUGAAUUUCUGAAACAAUACUAUCAACAUGAUUGUGUUGACUGGUUAAAAUAUUUCUUGACAUUGAGGAAAGUGGAUUUAGAGAGAAGAGCUCCUGAAGUGUCUCUGUUACAGAAAGAUCCCUCGUCUCCAGUGGUGUGUCAUGCCACAGGUUUCUACCCUUCAUCAGUGACUAUCACCUGGUUAAGAAAUGGACAGGAUUACGAUGAGGAUGUGGAUCUUGGAGAGACGCUACCAAAUGAAGAUGAGACAUUCCAGAAGACAUCUACCUUCAUUAUUCGACCAGACGAGUGGAAGAAGAACCAGUAUGUUUGUAUGGUAGAACACAAGGGAAAGACCAUCUGCAAGAUUCUGACUGAGAAUGAGAUCAAGAGUAACACAAACUCUGUCCACUGUUGUGGUUCUGCUGAAGCUGUGAUCCGAUUGGUCCUCUCUGCUCUGGUGGGCGUGGCUACUGUCGUUCUUCUGGUUUAUGACAUCAGAUCUAGAAGAACUGAACAAGAUCAAACAUAUAUUCACUCAUCAGAUGUUACAGCACUGUCAUAA